Messenger RNA from Colletotrichum spaethianum, 3327 nucleotides. Its product is annotated as putative ATP-dependent helicase. The transcript is spliced from 2 exons. NCBI's taxonomy places the organism in Eukaryota, Fungi, Ascomycota, Sordariomycetes, Glomerellales, Glomerellaceae. Bases 1 to 3327 code for a protein of 1108 amino acids. Gene Ontology annotation, molecular function: ATP-dependent chromatin remodeler activity; ATP binding. The record is from RefSeq and is a predicted model, not a curated record. Gene Ontology annotation, cellular component: cytoplasm.
AUGGUCAACCAACGGAGCCCAGUAAAGGGCCCUUUGCGCCCGAUCAACCCAAACGAGGACUCACAGUCCUCGACCACACGCGAAGUGCCCAAGACAGGCACCCCUACCAAGAAGCUUCGCGGUGUCCCUCGUGAGCCACUCCGACUCGAGAGCAGCGACUCACCAUCUUUCGACCCCGAUGCCCUCACUGCUAGAUUUGACGCAAUGCGCGUGUCAACAACACCGAAAUCGAACCCCCCCGCGGCGGUUCCAAACACGUCUGUACAACGCAGUCAGCCGUUUCAACGCCCAACCAGCCCUGACCUUGUAGAGAUAACCCGCGACGACUUCAAGCAACCGCCUCGACCAAGCUCCAAGGAAAGCGACGCGAGCUCGCACAACAAAUCAAUACUGCCCUCCGAUGCGCUGGAAUCCUUCUUCUCCGAUACCAAGCGUCGCGAUGCCUUCCAUCCUUCGUCAUCACACCAGCCAGUGUUUGGCCACCCGACUAAGAUCUUGUCCUCUCUUAAACAAAAGGCUACAGGCAUCUUCAACGAACGCAGAUCUCGACCUGAGCACCACAGAGCCCAAAACGUAGCCGUACCAUCUGUCCCUCUAUACCAAGACAAGAAACCGGAGCCGCGCACUUUGUACAGCUCCAUUGGCCCCGACGCCAAUCCCUCCACGUACAGACCCCCCGGCAGCUUCGGAGAAGCCGAGUUCUACACCGACCCGGCGAAAGCCUCAGCCGAUCUGAAGGCACUGCUGGAGGGUGGGAUGGAGUCAGACGAUGAGGAAGCCCAGAAAAAGGAAGCCGAAGAGACUGUUAACGAUGGCACUAUGGAGGGUCUCAAGGUGAAGCUCCUUCCCCACCAGGUUGAAGGUGUUGAGUGGAUGCGAGGUCGCGAGCUCGGCCCGGUCAAGAGAGGCAAGGUUCCCAAGGGCGGUAUUCUGGCAGACGACAUGGGUCUCGGUAAGACUUUACAAACCAUCUCCCUGAUUCUCAGCAAUCAGAAGCCUGCCAAAGGCGAAAAGGGUUACAAAAAGCACUUCGAGGGCAUCGAAAGAACGACACUUGUAGUCGCGCCUCUGGCCUUGAUCAGGCAAUGGGAGUCGGAAAUCAAGGAAAAGGUGGCCAAGACGCAUGGGCUCAAUGUCUGCGUUCAUCAUGGACCCCAGCGCACCAAGAGAUUCAAGGAUCUCGCCGCCUACGAUGUGGUCGUCACCACUUACCAAGUCUUGGUCUCUGAAUGGGGCCACUCGUCCGAGGAUGAGAACGGCGUCAAGGCAGGAUGUUUCGGCCUCCAUUGGUGGCGUGUAGUACUCGACGAGGCACACACCAUCAAGAACCGGAAUGCAAAGUCGACAAAAGCGUGCUACGCACUGCGAUCCGAGUACCGGUGGUGUUUGUCGGGAACGCCAAUGCAAAACAACCUGGAAGAGUUGCAGUCCCUUAUCAAGUUUUUGCGGAUCAAGCCUUAUGACGACCUGAAAGAAUGGAAGGAGCAGAUUGAGAAGCCUUUGAAGAACGGCAAAGGACACGUUGCUAUUCGCCGCCUUCACAGUCUCCUACGGUGCUUCAUGAAACGUCGUACCAAGGACAUUCUCAAGGAGGAGGGAGCUCUGAACCCGGGUGGCAAGCCAACGAAAGAGGGAGAAAAGUCUAGCACAGGUUUCAAGGUCACCGAACGCAAGGUUGUCACUGUCGCCACAACGUUCUCUCCUGCCGAGCGUCGCUUCUAUGACAGGCUUGAAACCCGAGCUGACGAAAGUAUCGAGAGAAUGCUCAAGGGGAAGGUCGACUACGCUAAUGCUUUGGUUCUCCUUCUGCGGCUCAGACAAGCUUGCAAUCACCCCAAGCUACUGGAAGGCAAGCUCGACAAGGACAAGGAUGCAUUGUCCACCGACACAUCCAACAAGAACUCGUCAGCAGACGUUGACUCCCUCGCCGAUAUGUUUGGCGGGAUGGGCAUCGCCACAAAGACGUGCGGUAUCUGCGGGCGAAACCUUCCCAAGGAUGUUGUCAACAGCGACAGAGACACUUGCCAGGAGUGCUACGAUGACCUGGCCUACUUUAAGGAGCAUGAGACGCCAAAGAGGAAGAAGCCUAAGCACAAGAAGGCCAAAGUCAGAAGCAUUGUGAAGAACUCCGUGGCAGCCGGCGGCGAAGAUGAGACGCCGUACAAGCCCAAAGCACGUCGGCCCCGGAAUAGGAACGUCGUUCUCGAUAGUGACGACGAAGAAGCAGAUGGAAGCUGGCUCGUACCCGAGGAUCAGCGUGAUCAACUACGGCUAGGCAAGACCGGCGGCGAGGAGGACGAAAAUGCAGAGGGCGGCGGCGACUGGAUUGGAUCCGACGACUCCCAGCACGAUUCCGAGAAUGAGGAAGGCGGCAGUCAGCUUGAUAGUUUCGUUGUCAAGGACGACGAAGCCGAGCGUGGGCGAGACGUGGAAGAGAGUUACGCAUCGGAUGACAGCCUCCCUUCGAUAACGGCGAUAGCGUCGCAGGUCAAGGAGGAGAAGCUCAAGUCGUCGCCGUCAUCUCAGACCGACUCUGAAAGUGAAACAGACUCAGACGAGGACACCGGCGUGGAUGAGUCGGAGAUUUAUUCUGAUGACGACACGAACUAUAACCCCAACGGCCAGGUGUCUCAGAUCCUAGCCUCCGCCAAGAUCCGUCAGAUGAUGCAGAUCCUGCACAAGGAGGUUGAUCAACACAAGUUCAUCGUCUUCUCGCAGUUCACUUCCAUGAUGGACCUCGUUGAGCCCUUCUUCCGCAAGGAGGGUUUCAAAUUCACUCGGUACGACGGCAGCAUGAAGAACGACGAGCGGGAAGCCAGUCUGCACCGUCUCCGUAACGAUAAGAACACGCGCAUCUUGUUGUGCAGUCUCAAGUGCGGCAGCUUGGGUCUCAACCUGACGGCAGCCACUCGUGUCAUCAUCCUGGAGCCCUUCUGGAACCCCUUCGUCGAAGAGCAAGCUAUUGACCGAGUCCACCGCCUCACGCAGACAGUCGACGUCGUUGUCUAUAAGCUUACUGUUGAGAAGACGGUCGAGGAGCGUAUCCUCGCGCUGCAGGAGAAGAAGCGUCUGCUCGCUGAGACGGCCAUCGAGGGUGGUAUGAAGAAGGACGCCUUCAGGCUCGGCUUCAAGGAGAUUAUGGACCUGUUCCGCCGCGACGCAUCCGGCGCGGCGUCCCGUGGCGACGAUAGCUACGUAGAGCCGUCUUCGCGCACCACCUCCGCGAGGACCAGCAGGCAGGGCUCUCCCGAGACCAGCUUGCUGGCCAGUAAGACUAGGAAGGCGCCCAAGAAGACCGAGCAUGAGAUGUUUGGCCGGCGAUGGUAA